Ilyonectria robusta is the source of this 996-nucleotide messenger RNA. RefSeq lists its product as uncharacterized. NCBI's taxonomy places the organism in Eukaryota, Fungi, Ascomycota, Sordariomycetes, Hypocreales, Nectriaceae. Bases 1 to 996 code for a protein of 331 amino acids. The record is from RefSeq and is a predicted model, not a curated record. Gene Ontology annotation, biological process: fatty acid elongation. Gene Ontology annotation, molecular function: ketoreductase activity. Gene Ontology annotation, cellular component: endoplasmic reticulum. The transcript has 2 exons.
AUGGAUGCCGUCGUGGAUUUCCUCCAGCGCGUGCCGCAGCCUGUCCAGUGGGGACUGGCUGGCAUCGGCGCCUUCGUCCUGAGCACCAAGUUCCUGAGCUAUCUCCAGCUCGUGCUCAGCGCCUUUGUGCUGGGAGGCACCAACCUCCGAAAGUAUGGCAAGCCCGGUACCUGGGCUGUCGUCACUGGCGCCUCCGAUGGCCUGGGCAAGGAAUACGCUCUGCAGCUUGCCGCCAAGGGCUUCAACCUUGUUCUUGUUUCCCGAACCCAAUCGAAGCUGGAUACUCUCGCCGAUGAUAUCAAGAAGAGCAAGGAUGUUCAGAUCAAAACUUUGGCUAUGGACUUCUCGAAGGAUAACAACGAGGACUACGACCGUCUCAGUCAGCUUAUCCAGGGCCUGGAUGUCGGCAUUCUGAUCAACAAUGUCGGCCAGAGUCACAGCAUGCCCGUGUCAUUCCUGGAGACUUCUCGGGAGGAGCUCCAGAGCAUCGUCACCAUCAACUGCAUGGGCACGCUGAAGGUCACCCAGGUUGUGGCCCCGAUUCUGAAGCAGCGCAAGAGCGGCCUCAUCCUGACCAUGGGUUCCUUUGCCGGCUGGACCCCUACCCCCUACCUCGCUACUUACUCCGGCAGCAAGGCUUUCCUCCAGCAGUGGAGUGUUGCCCUCGCUUCUGAGCUUGCUGAUGACAACGUUGAUGUUUACCUUGUCCUGAGCCAUCUGGUCACCACUGCCAUGAGCAAGGUCCGCCGUGCCAGCCUUCUCGUCCCCAAUGCUCGCCCCUUUGUCAAGUCUGCCCUUGGAAAGAUCGGCCUUGGCGGAUAUCAGGCGGCACCCAACACCUACACCCCCUGGUGGAGUCACGCCUACAUGCUGUGGUUCAUUGAGAACAUCCCUGGUGCCAACGGUUCCAUCACCAUCGGGCAGAACAAGAAGAUGCACAUCGAUAUCCGACGGAGAGCUCUCCGCAAGCAGGCUCGUGAGGCCAAGCAGCAGUAA